AAAAAGCCAAAACAAGAUCCGAAUGCGAAGUUACAGCAUGUAUUUCAAAAUGAUUUUACUUGUUUUGUGGUUUUUUUGGAGUCGUGCAGGGCAGGAUAACGCUCUACCCUCCUGCAAAUUUAUUGAGUGCGUAGCGCAGCGUUUUGCUAUUAAUCGUGCUGCACGUACCAGAAGAUUUUUACGAAGACAAAUGAUGUUAAGGGAGGAAUUUGCAGCUUUUCUUGCGAACUGCAAUUCACGUUCAUCUGUAAGGAGCAUCUGGAUGCGACAGAGAUGUGGCGUGUGGUGGGAGCAUGUUCUAACCAGAUGGACGGAUUGUGAAUGGAAAGAAAAUUUUAGAAUGAGGAAGACCACAUUCUUGAAGCUGUGCAACAUCCUCCAUCCACACCUUCAUAGAGAGACGACCACUUUCAGGAAAGCAGUACCUGUGGUGCAGCGUGUAGCAAUAUGUGUCUGGAGGCUGGCCACCAAUGUUGAAUUUAGAACUAUCUCACAUUUAUUUGGAAUUGGCCAAUCUACAGCAGUCACUAUUGCCAAUCAUGUUUCCUCCAUAAUUGUGGAGAAACUGCUUUCAGUUUACAUCAAAACACCCUCUGCACAUGAUUUCAGAAACAUUAUUCAAGGUUUCCGAGAUCAAUGGGGUUUCCCACAAUGUGGAGGAGCUAUAGAUGGAACCCAUAUUGGCAUUUUAGCUCCACCUGAAAGCCCAGCAGACUACUACAACCCUAAAGGUUUCUAUUCAGUCAUCCUGCAGGGUGUGGUAGAUCAUAGGCUUUGUUUCUGGGACAUUAAUGUGGGUUGGCCGGGCAAAGUCCACGAUGCCAGAGUGUUUGGUAAUUCGUCAUUGUACGAGAGGGGUCAGAGUGGUACCCUGUUUCCUAAUAUCACAGAGAGGUUUGGAGGAAUAGAUGUGCCAGUGGUAAUGUUGGGGGAUGCAGCUUAUCCUCUGCUGCCAUGGUUGAUGAAACCAUACCCUGAAAACCAACAAAUGACACCUGCACAGCUCACCUUUAACAACCGGCUCAGUAAAGCAAGAAUGACUGUUGAAAGGACAUUUGGCCGUCUUAAGGGAAGAUGGCGUUGCCUAAGGAAGAGGUAUGAUUGCCACAUCAACAACAUUAAUAACAUCAUCGCAGCAUGUUGCAUACUGCACAAUUUUUGUGAGAUUAACAAUGAGGAAUAUGAUGACAUUGAUGUUCAUGAAGAAAACGAGGCUCAUGAAUUGAGUCCCUAUCAAGCAAAUGCCAUAGCAAAUGCCUCAAGAGAUGCCUUGUCUUUGUAUUUUUCAAAUCUGUAGAGAUUACAUCAGUUUAACAGUAACUGGUGCUACUUUAGCAUAUGCUCCAAUGGUUUUGCAUGGUUCACACACACAUACUUUGUCAUUUAUUUUUAAGUCAACUGAGCUGGUAGAGUACAUGCUAAUGUACCAACCACUAACUUUUAGGCGAGUAUCUGUUCCUACUUUUGAUGUACCAGACUUGUUUUAUUAUAUGUAAAGCAUUUUUUUAAACUUUCUGUUCAUGUUAUGUUUAUAUUUUCUGAAAAGGAACAUUUUUUGGCCUGAUGCAGGCAAUAAAUUUAUAUUCAUACUAA
Polypterus senegalus (gray bichir) is the source of this 1593-nucleotide messenger RNA. Its product is annotated as protein ANTAGONIST OF LIKE HETEROCHROMATIN PROTEIN 1-like. The transcript has 2 exons. NCBI's taxonomy places the organism in Eukaryota, Metazoa, Chordata, Cladistia, Polypteriformes, Polypteridae. The record is from RefSeq and is a predicted model, not a curated record. The coding region runs from base 23 to 1297 and encodes 424 amino acids.